This is a messenger RNA of Spirometra erinaceieuropaei, 642 nucleotides long. The record is from the annotation of a GenBank genome assembly. NCBI's taxonomy places the organism in Eukaryota, Metazoa, Platyhelminthes, Cestoda, Diphyllobothriidea, Diphyllobothriidae.
AUGCGCCUGCCGAUCCUACUUCUCUGCACACUUCUUGCAACCAUUUUCAACGCCGAGGGUCAUAUGUACGAAGAUUUUGGAGACAAUCAGAAGUCUUGCAAGCCCUGCAUCUGCACAUGCCUGCAGCAGGCUCCCGAGACGACAACCACCACAGAAGCCCCGACAUCCAUCACGCCAUCUCCAGAAACCAUAAUAACAUCUCCGACAAUCACUACAACAUCUCCGACAACCACCACGACAUCUCCGACAACCACCACGACAUCUUCGACAACCACUCUAACAUCUCCGACAACCACCACGACAUCUUCGACAACCACCACGACAUCUUCGACAACCACUCCAACAUCUCCGACAACCACCACGACAUCUUCGACAACCACUCCAACAUCUCCGACAACCACCACGACAUCUUCGACAACCACCACGACAUCUUCGACAACCACUCCAACAUCUCCGACAACCACCACGACAUCUUCGACAACCACCACGACAUCUUCGACAACCACUUCAAAAUCUCCGAAAACCACUUCAAAAUCUCCGAAAACCACUUCAAAAUCUCCGAAAACCAUCACGACAUCUUCGACAACCACCACAAAAGCUUCGACAGCCACGAAAACAGCUGCGAAAACCGCCACCACCUAG